Lathyrus oleraceus (garden pea) is the source of this 1613-nucleotide messenger RNA. RefSeq names its product squamosa promoter-binding-like protein 6. The record is from RefSeq and is a predicted model, not a curated record. Lineage: Eukaryota; Viridiplantae; Streptophyta; Magnoliopsida; Fabales; Fabaceae. Gene Ontology annotation, cellular component: nucleus. Gene Ontology annotation, molecular function: DNA binding. The transcript has 4 exons. The coding region runs from base 239 to 1516 and encodes 425 amino acids.
AUAUGUGUUUUCAAAGCCACUUUUUGGUCACCAAAUCAAUUGUACUGAAAUGGAAGUGCAGUGCUUUCUCAAAAGUAACAUGCUUUUGGUUUCAUGUUGACUCACUCUGUAUCUGCUGAGAAAACCACCUUUCUCUACUGUUCAAUCUUCUGUGUGCCAAAUCCACUCACAAAGUGCCACCACAAUCCAUCUUUCAGGUUUCUUCAUAAUUUCUGUCACUUCAAUUCAUAUUGUACUAAUGGAAUCUUGGAGUUACAUUCCUGAAGAUAGAAGCUAUUUGUUUUCUGAUGAAAUGGAGUUUUCACUUGAUGCUUUUACGAGACGUCGAAAACCAUCCGUUGAAUUGGAGAACAAAUCUUCAUGUAACUUUGAAAGAGAUGGAUUUAAAAGUAUGGAGUUUGUGGACUUGGGAUUUCCCGACUUUUUGCAGAAGUCUUUUCAUGGUAGCAAACCUAUGGAGUCAUCUGGGGUUGUUCACAGUUCGGUUCAGACAUCAAGUUGUGAGCUAGAUAGUAAUAAUUCUAGUAAAAGAGGGAAUUCUUCUAUCCAUGUUAUUGCUUUUGAUUCGUCUUUCAGGGAAGAAGAUUAUGAGUCAAAGCAUUUAAGUUCUCUAUUUGAAUCGAAAAAUCAUGAUUCUUCAUUGUCAACUUUUUUAAAUCAAGGUGCAAGUAAUGACAGAGAUGCCAAAGCGUUUGUUUCCACGCCGAUACAUCAAACCGUGCUCUCGAAGAGAGCUCGCACUUCCACUUUACCUUCCUCAGCUCCUGUAUGCCAAGUUUAUGAUUGUAAUAUGGAUCUUAGCACCUCGAAAGAUUAUCACAAACGGCAUAAAGUUUGCGAUGUUCACUCCAAGACAGCUAAAGUUGUUGUCAAUGGCGUUGAACAGAGGUUUUGUCAGCAGUGCAGCAGGUUCCAUUUGGUAGCUGAGUUCGAUGAUGAUAAGCGCAGUUGUCGUAGGCGUUUAGCUGGACACAAUGAACGCCGAAGGAAACCUCAGUUUGAUUACAUGACUAGUAAACAACACAAGACUCUUCAAUCUUAUCAAGACAUGUUUCAAAGUGGGAUCCUUUUCUCAGCAAAGCAUGAUCAAAUCUCUCAAAGUGGACAUAUCAAACUAGAAGAGGAACCAAUUUGCAGCCCUCAACUAGAACCGCCCGCCACACUUGGUCACGAGUUAUCUAGUCGUGCUCUCUCUCUUCUGUCAUCUCAGUCACAGAAUCCAUCGCGUCAUGCAGCAGGAAAUCCAUUCGCUACCUCCCUUCUUUUUCACGGCAUCCACGUGCAAGAUAGUGAUGACCAGGUUUCUGGACCACAUUUGAGAAUAAGUUCUGUCGAUAAACAUGAACGAAAUGAAUCUUUAUCACUUGAGAUAAACUCUAAGGGAGUUAUCAAAUCUGAAAAUGGAGUUACUGUUGAUUUGUUUCAACUGUCUUCUCAUCUUCAAAGAGUGGAGCAGCAAAGAAAUUCUGUUUUGGUAAAGUGGGAAAAUGAGGAUUUCUGUUUCCCAAAUGUGUGAAGGCUUUGUUUUUAGCCUUAUGUGUCAUGGAAAUGAUUCAAUUUGUUGAUACUUAUAUUUUUAAUAUUCAAUCAAAAAUAUAUAUAUUUUUAUGAUA